CAUAUUAUGGCGGGAAAGCUCAUGCUUCCACGGUUCAUUGCUCACAAAAAUAAACAACAAUUAGACGAUACCAAUUAAGGCAAAGCAUAAUCAUGUGCGGUAGAACAGCAUGUGCUCUGGCUCCUUGUGACUUGCAAAAUGCUUGCAAUUUCAAAGACAAACAAGGGAAGCGCCAGAAACCAGAUUGGAGAGAUGCGCCUAAUGGCAAGAAUUAUUUCCCUUCCUACAACAUAGCUCCAGGUGCACAUACGCCAGUGCUGUUGUCCUCCGAUCAUUUCAAGGACAAGGGUUCAAGUCAGCGUGUCAUUCAACCGAUGCAGUGGGGACUGAUCCCCUCAUGGCACAAGGGAUCGGCAAAUGAAAAAUCGUAUGAGACAAAUAAUUGUCGGGCUGAAAGCAUGCUGGAGAAAAUGACAUAUAAAGUUCCACUUCAAAAAGGCCGAAGAUGUGUCAUUCUUGCUGAAGGCUUCUUUGAGUGGAAAAGGGGGAAAGACUCAAAGCAACCGUAUUAUAUCUACCUCCCAAAAAAUAACAAAAGUACAUUAAGGUCAGAGGUCAAGUCAGAGGUCAAAGUGGAGGUUAAAUCUGAAGUAAAUGCUGAAAGUGAAUCAGACAUUAAAGCAGUUGUUAGGACUGAGAACAAUUCUGAAAUAGAACCUGACUUAAAAUCUGACACUAUGAUCCAAGUGAAAAAGGAAGCGGACUCUGAAGAGACAACGAAACUAACGGUUGAUGCAGAUAUAAAGAAUGAGGUGACAGUAAAAGAGGAGUGUGUUAAACAAGAAGUAGAUGCCACACAGGAAGAGUCUAAUGGGAAUUCCUCAUUGCCAAGGUUACUGACAAUGGCUGGUGUUUUUGAUGUAUGGAAACCACCAGGGGACAGUGAGCCGGUGUAUUCAUACAGUGUUAUUACAGUUGAAAGUUCACCAGCAAUGUCCUGGAUACAUCACAGAAUGCCUGCUAUUUUGCAGACAGAAGAGGAGAUAGAAGAAUGGUUAAAUUUCGGAGAUGUCCCUCUUAAUAAGGCAUCCAAAUUGAUACAUGCUAUUACAAGUGUAGAGUGUCAUCCAGUAUCUAGUGUGGUGAACAAUUCCAGGAAUAAUACACCAGAAUGUGUGAAAAAAAUUGAUCCAAGCAAACCAAAAAAGUCUGCUGGUAGCGCAUUCAUGUCGGCAUGGUUGUCAAAGGGAUCUAAAGUAAAAUCUGAGGGAGAACCACCUGAGAAGAAGUUCAAGGUUACGUGAAGAGCCUCUAUUCACCUCCAUGCUUUGAAGAUUUAUUCUUGUUAAGGAUUACCUCAAGUGAUUAGUUACAUGGGACAUUUUUAGAAAACAUUUUUAUGACUGUGCUUUAAUAAUACUAUUCAUGUACAUUGUCAUGGGUGCAAGUUUUCCGGCAUGUGCCGGAAGUUCCGGUUUUUCACGUGCCGGAGGGAUCAUUUUUGCAAAUCACGUAAAUCCGUUGAGAUAUUUGGAGGGGUAUGGUGCGGGUCUACUCUUUCAAACUGAGAAGUACCACCGAUUAGAAGUUCAUAAUCGAGAACGCUAUAUAACAUACGGAUGCUCACGGUUGUUCUCGAAGCGUCAAUAGUAAACUUUCGCGGAAACUGCCGAUUGUUUCCGAAGAUAUACGAGAUGUUUACGAAAACAUGUAUUAUUAAUCCCGGCAUGCAAUUUUAUCCGUGAAUUUAUUACAACGAUUUAGAUUGGCGCGCUAAUUAUAAUCAUCCAAUG
This is a messenger RNA of Ruditapes philippinarum (Manila clam), 1733 nucleotides long. RefSeq names its product abasic site processing protein HMCES-like. The transcript is spliced from 9 exons. The record is from RefSeq and is a predicted model, not a curated record. Gene Ontology annotation, molecular function: single-stranded DNA binding. Bases 93 to 1244 code for a protein of 383 amino acids. Lineage: Eukaryota; Metazoa; Mollusca; Bivalvia; Venerida; Veneridae. Gene Ontology annotation, biological process: DNA damage response.